UUGUAUCACUAUCUAAUGAUUUGCAGUCUACAUCAUCCAUCCUUUUAGAGUUCUGCCUUAAGAAUCAUUAAUUAAUGCUGAGAUUUUUUUUGGGUUGAUAUCAACAUUUCCUAAAUAUAGAUCUUGGUAGGGAGUAGGGACAAUCUUUUUUAAAUUGAGAGAGAAAUCAAGGAGUCCUUUGAUGUGUAGUUGUUCUGAUUUGAACUAUUAAAUACCCCUUUGCUUCAUCUCAAUGCUUCCUCCAUUUGAUAUGUAUAGUAUUGAGACCAAAGGAAGAAACCGCAGACCAGAUGCAAACUGCACAUGAAGACGUGUCAAAGCAGGACAAUGUUAUCCCUUCUCCCAUGCAAGUUCAUGAGUGGUACACCGGGGAUGGUAGGGAAGCCUCUAACGGGCAAUCUUCUGUAGUGACGGACGAUAAUCUCGGGCUUGAUAUGCAUCAAUUUGCAUCUCUAUGUCCCAUGGACACCACAGCUGACCAUGGAAGGGUCCACCAUGGAAGGGUCCCCAGCUGGGACGACUUCCCUAGAAUUCGUUGACAUGCACAACUCAUGUAAACAGAAAAGGUGGAUGGGCUUUACAUUUUGUUCUGUCUUUGCUGAUAUAUAUGAUAUUUUUUUGUAUUUGGUUCGAUUGUAUAUUCUGUAAUAAAGAUAAUAAAAUAAGAAUCUUGAU
Rubroshorea leprosula is the source of this 675-nucleotide messenger RNA. Lineage: Eukaryota; Viridiplantae; Streptophyta; Magnoliopsida; Malvales; Dipterocarpaceae. The record is from the annotation of a GenBank genome assembly.